ACGACAACCGGAGAGAUUCGCAGCAGCUCUCGCCGCCUUCUUCUCCGUCUUCUCCGUCUUCUCCUGAAGAACGGGACCGGAGAAGGAGCCAGGAGCGGAUCGAUGAGGUGUUUUGUGUUUAUGUAAAUCUGGAUUCGUUCCUCGUAAUAUCUCCGUCCCUUUCCCCGCUCAGAUUGCUUGAACUUGUAUCGCCAUGCCAAUGUUUUCAGCAGUAGCAUUAGAUAGGCUGUUAGAUUCAGGGAACCCAAAAUCCAUGAUUAGAACUAAAAGUGCUCCUCCCCCAAAGGGAGAGAGAAUCAAUAGUGCACAUUUAAGGAGUGUCGAUAAGAGAAAUCGUGCUCCCAGUUCUAGGAUGGAAAGGGGGAUUAGUAGAAAGCGUCACUGGGCCGCUACAUCUCCUGCACUCUAUGCCCUUCCAAAGUGUACUCCGCUCCCAGAUUCUCCUUCUUCAUAUCCUCCGUCGCCUUACAUCAUCAAUCACAAGCGCCGUGGCCCGCGGCUUCUGAAAAGCUUGUCCCAUGAUGAUGUUGCCAUUCGCCAAUGCACAACUGGUGUCGAAAAGUGUGCUCUAACUACACAGGCGGAUGAUAUUUCCAUUCCUAAAGAAGAGAAUUCGGUGAAUGAUGAUAAUUUUUCAGUUGCUGCUAAUACACAUGGUAAAGAGGGUCAUAUGAGUAGCAUAGGUGCUGGCGAGAAGAGUUACCUGGAUUUGGAUGAUAUAUCAGCUGCGGUAAAUGGUACGGGGAAAUCUAUGGAUAACGGAUUACAACAAAAUAUCGAGGCUGACAAUUUGAUUGGUCCCCAAGGUUCGAUGAGCAUAGAAGGCAAUGCUGAUGCUGAGAAUGUUAAUGGUGGACUGGAGUGUUGUUUGAGUUAUAGCACACAAGCAGCAGAAUUUUAUGAUGCAUAUGAAGAAAUUUCCCCUGACGGUGGUGAACUGCAGCCAGCUAGUCGUGACCUCGAAACUGAGUUGCGUGAGAUCAAAUUGAGAUUAUUGAUGGAGACUGAAAAGCAUAAACGAGCAGAGGAAGCUCUUAAUCACAUGCGAAUGCAGUGGCAAAGGAUUGGGAAACACCUUCUUCCCAUAGGAUUGACUCUCCCUGACCUUGUAGAAGAGGAUCAACAGCUUGGCGAUGCUGUAAAAAGUAUGGUCCAGGAACUGCAUGUUGCUCGGUAUGUGUCGAAUUCCAUUGGGAGGGGAAUGGCAAAAGCUGAGGCUGAGGAAGUGAUGGAUGGUCAGAUUGAGCUUAAGAACUUUGAAAUUGCCCGCUUGUGGGACAAACUGCACUAUUAUGAGACAGUAAAUCGGGAGAUGUCCCAGAGAAAUCAGGAAGCUGUAGAGAUAACAAGACGUGAUAGGCAAAAAAGGAAGAGAAGGCAGAGAUGGAUUUGGGGUUCGGUUGCUGCUUCCCUUACAAUCGGUUCUGCUGUUUUGGCCUGGUCUUACUUCCGGCAAGGGGGAGGAUCAUCAUCCUCCUCCUCCUCCUCCGCACAUCAAUCAGGGCCUUCUUCUGAUAGCAGCGGCGUUAGAGAAUGAUGGGCUUCAAACCAAUACGGUGUACAACGUGCAAUUUACCGUCUGAAACGAAAGUCUACGAGAAUGGAGCAGUGUAAGUGUCUCAAUCGGGACAAUGUCCUCUGUGGCCUCUCAAAAUGAAUGGACAAAGAACCAAACUGCAUAAUUCAAGGUGUAGUCUUAGAUUAAUGAGUAAAAACGAGACCUAUCUGCAAGGGUUUUAUGUUUGAUCAUCUUUUAGUGCCGAUUUCGAAUAUUUAAGGGCUCGAGACAGCUGUGUCGUCUUUAUUGACUUUGUCAACGGUCAAACUUGUACAUAAUCUCUUUUGCAACCCCGCUUUAUUUAUCAUUUUAUUGAAUAUGAAUACUGCUCGAUCUAAUAAUCAUAUCACUCCGAU
Molecule: messenger RNA, 1914 nt
Organism: Cuscuta campestris
Lineage: Eukaryota; Viridiplantae; Streptophyta; Magnoliopsida; Solanales; Convolvulaceae
Source: the annotation of a GenBank genome assembly